AAUGCGGUUUGGAGCUAACCUAACCUCGAACCACAUGUCCAAUUAUUGGAGCAUUGUAGUGCGAAGAGCCAACAUUAUUGUUGGCUUAUUACAAUCUCUUUUUUUGGCGUAAAAUUGGAGAGGAAUAGGAAAUUCCGUUUCUAGUGAAACUACGAACAGUGACAGUGUGAAAUCAAGAAAUAGUUCGAAAUGGCGGGUGUUUUGUUCGAGGACAUUUUCAAUGUAAAAGACAUUGAUGCAGAGGGAAAAAAAUUCGACAGAGUGAGUCGAUUACAUUGCGAGUCCGAAUCCUUCAAAAUGGACCUUAUUCUGGAUAUCAACAGCUGGCUCUACCCCAUGGAACUGAGUGACAAAUUCCGACUGGUUCUAGCAACAACUCUGCGUGAAGAUGGCUACCCGGACGGGGGUGAGUGGAAUGCUGUUGAAUUGGACGGUGGCUCACGAGCUGAUAGUUUCGAAUACGUAAUGUCUGGCAAGGUGUACCGAAUCGAGGGUGACGAGGCCAACAAGGAACCCAGCUGUAGGCUCUCUGCUUAUGUGUCCUUCGGAGGUUUACUGAUGCGACUUCAGGGUGACUCCAAUAAUUUACACGGCUUCGAGAUCGAUCAACACAUGUACCUGCUUAUGAAGAAGCUCGCCUUUUAAUAUCAAGAUCAUCAAGAAAAUAUGUUGUAAGGUUCGAAGGUUCAUGCGUUCUUGACACUAAGAAGUUUAAGAAGAUUUAAGAGAAUAAUUUGAUCAGUAAGUUAUCUUAAGCAAGAAUUUAUUUAUCAGUUUAAUUAAAAGCAGAAGUUGAAACGUUUCUAAAAGUAUCCACAACUCAGCAAAAUAUAAUAUUCUUCAGUAUUAUAAAUAUAAUUACAAAUUUUUCAUGAAAAUUUUUUUGUAAAAAA
Belonocnema kinseyi is the source of this 893-nucleotide messenger RNA. RefSeq names its product DNA-directed RNA polymerases I, II, and III subunit RPABC3 (gene Rpb8). Bases 190 to 645 code for a protein of 151 amino acids. Gene Ontology annotation, cellular component: RNA polymerase II, core complex; RNA polymerase III complex; RNA polymerase I complex. Gene Ontology annotation, biological process: DNA-templated transcription. Gene Ontology annotation, molecular function: DNA-directed RNA polymerase activity. NCBI's taxonomy places the organism in Eukaryota, Metazoa, Arthropoda, Insecta, Hymenoptera, Cynipidae. The transcript has a single exon. The record is from RefSeq and is a predicted model, not a curated record.